Pseudocercospora fijiensis CIRAD86 is the source of this 715-nucleotide messenger RNA. RefSeq lists its product as uncharacterized. The transcript has a single exon. NCBI's taxonomy places the organism in Eukaryota, Fungi, Ascomycota, Dothideomycetes, Mycosphaerellales, Mycosphaerellaceae. The record is from RefSeq and is a predicted model, not a curated record. The coding region runs from base 249 to 551 and encodes 100 amino acids.
CAGGUAUGAUACUUGGCGCUCCGCUGAGUAUCGGCGGCUUUUUCUGGAAGUGCAUGCUACCGGUCACACUUGGCAAUAUCGUCGGAGGUGGCUUUUUCACUGGCACAUAUCUUUGGUGGGUGCACGUCGCACUGAAUAGGAAGGGGGAGCUCGACGACGAUGACGAUGGCACGAACCUUCUCGACCAACACGAAUAGGCCCUAAUAUUGAGAAAAUCAGGACUCACUGAUCCUUCCCUCAUUUUGCCAAUGGCAGGAGCAAAUUCUUAUUAUGUCGCCGCUACAUCAGCCCGCACAGCGCAACAGCUACACCACUUCAUGAUAUCGACAUCGACAGCGCCUGCAUAUCAACAGUCAGGUAUCGACACACAUUCAUCAUGGCAUCACAACAUCUUCAAUAAACCGGAGAGCCGACGUCUGCAAACAUCAAAACCACCACUAUGCAUCUUCACGCAAAGGCCUCUUAUUUCCCAGUGUCUCGUCGAAAAGACCAGAAAUGAAGACGCUCCCAGAAAAUUUCACAGAAAAAUCGAGCCGAAGGAUACCGGGUAACCUACUUCUACCAUAUCAGCUAUCGACACGCGCAGGAUCAUUUCCCGCCGUUUGCGGUUCGAGAUGCGCCGCUGUUCGACCGAAGAGACAUUUUUGAAAAUUUCUGUGCAGGGAAGACUUUCUCGACAGAGACUAUAUAUUAUGGCAGAAUAACUUUUUACGAC